AUGCCACAGAAGUACAUUGAUACGAUUCUUGAUCUGUAUGGAAUGCAGAAUGCCAAGCCUGUGGCAACGACUGGAACGGUGACCAUCAACAAGACUGUUCCAGACACGCCACUGAGUCCUGAAGAGCACAAAGUGUAUAGGACUGCCGUUGGCAAACUGUUGUGGCUAGCACUGGUUCGAGGUGAUAUUGCUUACGCGACGAAAGAGUUGAGUCGGGAUGUGACUGCACCGACAAUGCAAAGUGACAUCACUGCCGAGCAACUGGUGAUUGAUGUCGCCGCUCUGAGUGACCUCACUGAAGCGGAAGUGAGGCAGACUGGAGUGCAAAGCAACCUGCUUGCACUGCACCUCGCAGGGAAUGUUCCGGAUGAUCGCCCGGAUUUGCAGCGACUGGCACAGGGACUGCCAGUGAUCCGCUCGACUGCGGACCCGGCGACUGUUCCCACGAGUGGGCCUGCAGCGAUGGAUGCCGCCCUCGGCAUCCAUGUGAGGAAUGGCACAGAGGAGACUGCCCCUCCGACUGCAGCAAAUGAGCCGAAUGAUUCGGUGCCGGAGGCUCCAGCUCCGAGUGGAGCGAAUGAAGCAUUGAAUGCGGUUCCUUGGGAAGCCCGGCACUUGAUGAAUGAAGUGCUGGUGCCGCAUCGAUUGAGCAGGCAUGGCCCUGUGAAUGCGGAAGUGUCCGCCGCCUUGACUGCGAUGGACUGCGGAGUUGAGCUCACCAGAGUGUGGAGUGAGCUUGAUGCUUUCAUCACCACUGUGGUGGAGAAUGAUCGCCAGAGAGUGGCUGAGAGGGGGAGUGAUCUCACCGAUCGAAUGCUUCGUGCCCAAGUGAAUCUGGCCGAGGAGUGGAGGAACGUCUGCUUGUCGUUUCCACCACCCGGGCCAGCGUUCGAAUGGUCUAAUGAGCUCGCUGAAAAUGAGAAUGCACUCCCUCAGUGGAUGAUUGAGACGAGCUGGACGCAGAUGACGAAAGCCGAGCGACUGUUCCUUACAAAAAGGAACUGGCAUGUGGAAUGGCGAGCUCCUCACUAUGCCAAGGAGAAUGCCUUGGUGAAUGUCUACGAUUGGCUGUGCCUUCCACUGUCGUUGGCAAUGGGAUUGUACACCAAUGGCAUACUGGUUUUGGCAAAGUUGCCUUGCCACCAGCGGAAUGGCAGCUACAAUGCCCUCAGCGCACCGAGGAAGACUGUGCAAUGGGCAAAUCAAGGCGUCUUCGAGGAGAGUGAGCAUGAUGAGCCGACUGCCUUCGUGGUGUUUCGUCGCACCAAGACUAAGACUGCCGCAAUGAGAAGAUGGGUUGCUGGCGGACCGAAUGCCAAUGCUCGAGUGAAACUGGCGAAUUACUUUAAUCGCCUCUUCACUGACCACAUCAGCACCGUUGAGUGGGAUGGCAAUGGUCCUGACGACUGGAAGUGGACAAUGGAGCCACUGUCCCACACGAGUGCUGGGAUUGUCCGUGUCCCAAUGACUGAUCCAAUGUGCGUGCGCAGCCCCAAACUGCUGCUGUCCUUGAAUGAGAUCAGCGAGUGGGGAAUGUUCGUUACCCACCGAGGACACAACCUGGUGGAAUGGCGAUUGAUGGGACACACGAUGAUUCUUCUGACGCAGUGUGUGAAUGCCGUCCUGGAACAGGACUGUUCCACCUGGGAGGAGCUCUAUGGGAAUGACGAAGAAGUGAAGGAGAGCAUUGCCUGGAAUGCUCAGGAGCCCGGCUCCGAGAUUGUCCUGCGCAAGAAUGCGAAGGGCACUGUGAAGUGA
Molecule: messenger RNA, 1758 nt
Organism: Symbiodinium sp. CCMP2592
Lineage: Eukaryota; Dinophyceae; Suessiales; Symbiodiniaceae
Source: the annotation of a GenBank genome assembly